AUGUUAAAGCAGGUUCUUCCCCUGCCACUUCACCCACGUAGAGCUCAACAGCUCUUCCAGGACGUUCUGGUCAAGGAUUCCGAGCUGACGCCGCAGCUUCCAGACAAAUCCCUACCGCAGCGUCUUUUUGAACUCCAGAGACUGAAUUUGAUCGGCAUUCAAGAAGCCAAACGUGGAACUCGAUUUCAACGCAUUCGAGCAUCGAGUCCUCAUAAUGAAUUCGAGGAAGUGAAGCUAGUGCUUACAAAAGAUGGAUCAACAAUUCAAGUUAAAACGAAGACCUGCGCUGAGAUAGUAUCCAUUCUAUUGGUGAAGAUCAAACGGAUUAAGCUGUUUGUGACGCCAUUGAACAGUUUUUCGCUUCAACUUGAUGGCCUGGUAGAUGGAGACGGCAAUGCAGUGGAGGCUGGUGACAUUUUUGUCGCCUCUAAUGCUGACACGUUGAAUCGCUGGAUGGUAGCGCUUACGUGUGGAGUCAACGCUUUUCAGCAACACCAGGCCGCACAAGUGAAUUACCCUGAUGCUAAACAGGCAGAUCUCGUGUGGCAGGCUGUACGUCUACGUAUAUUUGAGCUAGCAGGAGUUCUAGGGACGCCGACAGCGAUCGAUCAUGUUACACGAGUCAUUCCGGACCAGGAUUACAAACAGUCGAAAGCUUUACGUCGGCGCGUGAACUUCCUUCAGUGUUAUACUAACAGGGCAUAG
Messenger RNA from Phytophthora nicotianae INRA-310, 705 nucleotides. RefSeq lists its product as hypothetical. The record is from RefSeq and is a predicted model, not a curated record. The transcript is spliced from 3 exons. The coding region runs from base 1 to 705 and encodes 234 amino acids. NCBI's taxonomy places the organism in Eukaryota, Oomycota, Peronosporomycetes, Peronosporales, Peronosporaceae.